This is a messenger RNA of Chara braunii, 4347 nucleotides long. NCBI's taxonomy places the organism in Eukaryota, Viridiplantae, Streptophyta, Charophyceae, Charales, Characeae. The record is from the annotation of a GenBank genome assembly.
GUAGGCCACACGAUUCGGUUCUGCCAGCAACGGCGGGAUGAUGAGCUUGCGGGCCUUAUUUCCUCUUGUAUGGAUGGGGAUAUAUACGACAAGUGGGGGGAGCACAUUGACCCCAGGACCCCGGGAGGGAUCAGGCAGGAGGCCCUCAGGCGGGCAGCGGUAGGGCCAUCGGCCGCCCCGACCAUGUUUAGAAUGUGGCAGGAAAGGGAAGACCCGGCCAUAAGGAUCGAAGAGAUCACGGGGGAUAAUGAGGAGGUUACGCAACGAUUAAAGGUCGGGGCCAUAAAGGAAGAGCCAAUAAUUGUUGAGUCAGAUGAUGAGGGGAGAGAGGAUGAAGGGGAGCCGACCGUAACCACCCUCGAAAAGAUGAAAGAUUUGGUGGAGAAAAUUGGGAGGUACCAGCGGAGACUGAAAACGCUGUGUGAUGAAGUCCAAGGGUGGAGAGCCGACCUCCCAAAGGUCUUCCUCUAUGAGACCGGGCCGGGGCCCGCAGCUGGACAACAGAGUAGCCCCGGGGUUGCCGUGGCAGGCUCUGGCCCCAGGUCAGGGAUAAUGUUCAGGCCGUCCACCCCGCAUGGGCGGGCGCCACAAGCAACUCAAACCAGGAGCCAAAGUAAGGCGGGCCCUAGUCAGCCACCAAGCCGAGUGCCAAGUCAGGCACCCCCACGGAAGAGACCUGAGCCGGAGCGUAGAAAGGAGGUGGUUGAGGUCCAGGAAGAAGAGGAAGAGGAUGACGACAUGGAGGAUGAGAAACUCCGUCAGGAGGAGGAUCGGCGGACGGAGCAGAGAGCUCAAAGAAAAGAGGCGCAGGAGAGAGUCGAGCCAGAGACACAGGAUGGAGUGCCCAGGAAGAGAAAGUACACGGUCAGGCUGGAGAAGGACUUUGAUGUGGAAAGGAUGGUGGACCGACUCCUUGAAGGUCAUAACGACCUUAUGAACUUAAAAGACAUUCUGGGGUCCGCACCAAGACUUCGGGAAAAGUUGAAAGAGCGAUUGUCUAGAAGGCUAGUGCCCAACGUGCAUUUGAGUGUUGUCCUGCCCAGGGAAGUGGGGUGGACACAAGCUGGGACAAGAAUGGACUGGAAGUGCGCGGCAUGUGGACUGGUGGACUUGGUAGUAAAAGAGAAGAAGUGCGUGGCAAUGAUGGAUACGGGCGCCGAAAUGAACAUCAUUAGGGAAAGAGAUGCGCUCAUGCUCGGGAUGGAGAUCGACCGUGCAGAUCAUGGUGUGUUGCACGGGGCUAACUGCAAGGCAGUUUUUUGCGGCACCGCGUCGAAUGUGAUCAUAGAGAUUGGCAAGGUGCGAGCAAGGACGUGCUUUUUCGUUAUGCCAGAUGUGGAUCAUCCCAUCCUUCUGGACAGAUCGUUCAUGUGCAGAACGGAGACCCUGAUCUUCAACAAGCACGACGGAAUGAUGAUAUUACUCCUGAGUGAUCCAGCUUGUGGGAACUAUGAAGUUGUCACCUGCCGGAACAUGGGGCCAGGGAGCGAGCGGAAUAGGCCUAACCUCGGCUCGUUCACCUAUUUGAUGAAGAAGAGGCAUCGCGCCUACGCCUUUAAUGAUGACCAGCGAGGGAGGCUGGAUGUGGAUAAGAUCCCGAUGAUCCGGAUCCACACCGUCCCCCAUGAGCCUUGGAAUUUGAGGGGUGCGCGAUACCCAAACCCCGAUGAGGAGAAGAUGGUGGUGGACUAUCUGGAUGGCAAGCUGCGCACGCAUGUUGCCGGUUAUUCUAGCGGUCCGUAUGCUUCCCCUUGGUUCUGCUUUAUUAAGCCGAACGGGACGCUACGGUGGGUACAGGAUCUGCAGCGACUAAAUGCAGUAACGGUGCCAGAUGCGGGAGGCUUGCCGAACGCAGAUGCACUUUCAGAGUCAUGCGCGGGGAGGCCUAUAAUCUCACUUAUAGACCUCUAUUCCGGGUAUGAUCAGUUUCCUGUUUACCCGCCCAAUAGACUGAGACAUAUGAUCAGGGCCAUGCAAACAGUCGGCCUGCACAUCACCCAGCCCUACAUCGACGACUUGGCGGUCAAAGGGCCAAAAGAGAAAGAGGAGGACGAGGUGCGGCCCGGAGUGAGACGUUUCGCCUGGAGGCAUAUCCAGGAUCUCGAUCGAGUGAGGCAUAUCCUAGGGUUUGUCUGCAAUGACAAGGGCCAGAAGCCAGAUGUGAAGAAGACAGUCAAGAUCUUAGAGUGGUCGGUGCCUUUCCAGACUAUAACGGAUGUGAGAAGCUUUCUUGGCACUUGCGGAUUUUGGGGGAGCUUCGUGAAAGACUUCGCCGCCAAGACUGAGCACUUAAGGAAGCUAGUGCGCCAGCACCAGGAGUGGGUUUGGGGCGAAGACCAGGAAGAAGCGGUAACCAGGAUGAAGGGAGAGUUCAGGGAAGGAGGCCGCGGCAAAUGGGAAAGUGCGGAUCAGGAGUCGACCGAAGACACCCCACCUGUCAACGGGUUCCUGGAUCAGGAAGAAGAUGUGCGACUCCAUAUAGACAAGUGGGCGCUGCGAGUACCCAGUUGUGUUAGCUAUCCCAUAUGGAUAACACCAAGAGGAUAUGAGCGGAAGGCCGACUUAGUCCUUAAGCGAUUUCAGGAAGAAGAUCCGUGGGGAGGCAAGGACACUCAGUGGAUGAUGAAGUUGGCACUGGCAGGGACACAUGGCUUGGUGGAAGAGGUGAGGACAAUAGAGGAAGGGCCCACUUAUGUAGAGGAGCAUGAGCAGCUAAUGGGAGGGAUGUAUCUGCUCACUAAUACGCUCCUGCAAGGAGACAUCGACCAAAGGGGUUCGUUUAGUUAUGAGGAGAACAAAAUCCUAAUUCCUGAAAUCCAAGACGACGAGUUCGAAGAGGGAGAGAUUAAGGAGGCGUUCCGGGCAGAGGAAUACAAUAGGAUCUAUCUCGAGUUGGGCCUACUUCUAUCCUGUGAGAUGAGGAACAGGGACGCUAGCGACAAGGCGCAGAAGAUGAGUCACCUCUACGUGGUGAGAGAUGGACAUCUGUUUAUAAAGCGGCAAGUCGGGAAUCCCAAGCGGAUUGUGUGCGGGAGGAACCAACAGUUGGACAUCAUAGCGGCAUUACAUGAUGAUAUAGCAGGUGGGCACAGAGGGGUGAGUGCCACAUGCGCAAAGAUAAGCGAGCUCUUCCAUUGGGAUGGAAUGCUGACGAUGGUCAUCAAGUACUGCCAAUCCUGUGUACCUUGCCAGGAAAGGUCAGCGCAAAGGCCGGGAGAGCCCCUGCACCCAAGGUUGGAAAAGGAAGUGGGUGCAGUUGUACACCUGGACCUGCUGUUUAUGCCAAUGGGGGAAAAUGGGUGCAACUACAUCUUCGAUGCACGCGACAAUCUCACCGGGUUUGUAGACGGGUGGGUCAUCCGGACGAAGACUGGCCCAGUUUUGGCGAAUUGCAUCGAGGAGUAUUACCUGCGCUAUCCUUUUGUCAAGGAGUUCGUGAUGGAUCAAGGGUACUCCCUGCUUAGUGAUGAGUUCGCUCUCAGGAAAGACGAGGUGGAACAGUUGACUGCCCAACUCGCAGAGGAGAGGGCCGAGAGCAGGGUCAGGCAAGCUCGUUUGGAGGCGAAGGAGGCUGAGUGGGAGGCGAAGCUCAAGGAAAUGGCGGCCGCAGUGGAAAUACUUACCGCCGCCAAGGUUAUCGACUGGACUAAGCAGAGCAGGUAUGGCAUCCAAGGCAAGGAGGUGCAAGGGCUGUUUGGCCAAGAGGAGGCAACAGAGGCAUCUCAGCAAGAGAAGUUGGGGAAGGUAUUUCUGGACCCAGCUGAGGCAGAGGCAAGGAAGGAAGCCAACAAGGGAAGCUUUGAGUUCAAGGCUCCCACUGAGCUCACUUCACAGCAGGAGGCCGCUACCUCAGCAGAUGCUCCUAUGGAGGCGCUGACCUGAGAACCCCAACCUGCAUCAGUAGGAGAGGGGGAGGCAGAGGAGUCACUGACAAUCCUUCUGGACGUACAGGAGGGGACUCUCACUGGAGCGAUGGAGCCUCCACGACUUGAGGCACAGGGGAAGGAGCCAUCCCGCUUGGACGAGUUGUUGGAAGUGGAUAUGCCGCCAGAGGAGCCUCGAGAGCAGAUGACCCCGGAACAUGAGCCAGAGAUGGGGGAAUUGAGAGCACAGCUAGGCUCAUGGGCCACUGGGACAGAUUCGGGAGGACCGACUACUGAGCGGCGACAGCAGGAGGCCACGAGCCAGCCUACUAGAGCCACUACUCCCCAGGCUCCGAGGGCCAGAGAGGGGGAGGAGGAAGCCAUAUUGGAGGUGACCCGCGAGGGCCAGCCACUGAGAUUGGAUACCCCUGAGUACCAACCCGAGAGAGAAAUGCAGCAAGGGGAAUCAAGUGCCCAUGGAAUC